Molecule: messenger RNA, 1029 nt
Organism: Arctia plantaginis
Lineage: Eukaryota; Metazoa; Arthropoda; Insecta; Lepidoptera; Erebidae
Source: the annotation of a GenBank genome assembly
AUGGCGAGCGAUAUCGACAAAGGAAACUUCGGAGACAGUGCUAGAAACACCUCAAAAUUCGAUUUGAAAUGUAGAAACUCUAAUCAUAUUUUUAACGGGGCUGGUGAAAAUAUACAAUAUUUCAGUGAUUCAGAAUCAGUCACAUCGAGACAGAGCAAAACACGGUUCAUAAAUCCUGCUAUUUAUAUUGAGCCAGUUGAGUCUACGCAUUCCUUAACAUCUCUUCAGACUGAAUCUAGCCUAUCGGAAGUAACUCCUCAUCCGCACAGCAGUUAUAAGAGUAACUCCACUCCAUUCCUUAGUGGCCGAGAGUCAAGUUCAUCAAGCAGCAUUAAAAGGAAGUCUUGUAGAUUGACGGAUCCGGGAAAUUUAGAAGAAAUAACCAGAGAUGAAGAAACUCCACGGUUUGACCGCACAUAUCGUGAAGAUGGGCCUGAUACGUUCAGAUUAUCAGUGGUGUCUGCGUCUACUACAACAACUGCUAAAUUAGAAAGGGAGCGUAACGAGCAGAAGAAAAAUGAGGCCUAUAAACAAUGGGUAGCGCGGAAAGAUCAAGAGAGACGCGAAAAGGCUCGUCUUGAAAAAUCUAAGCAGCAGGUAAUGCCUACCACCUCAAAGGAACAGCGAGAGGAGUCAUAUCGACGAUGGCUUGAGAGAAAAAGACUUCAAAAGGAGCGGCAACGUGCUGAAGAGAUCAUGCGUAAAUAUCGAGCCAACGAGCUACUUGAGGAAGAGAGGAACAAAAGAGAGAGGGCAAAGGAAGAGAAACUUGCAUUGUGGAUACGAAAGAAGGAGGAAGACAUGAAAGCUAUGAAAACCAAAGAGGAGCGCAAGGCAGCACGAGCGGCUAUCGAAACUGAGCGGCGGCGAUCUAUGGGCGAGCAAGCAUACCGGGAUUGGCUGCGAACUAGUAAAAAUAAACCAUUGCCCGUGCCGCUCAAUCAAGGAGAACUUAGUAUGCGUGGAUCCGUGUCACAAAUGUAUAUAAACCCCGUACCUUGGCAGUAUCCCACAAGUGAAGAAUAUUAA